CUACUUAAUUGUGUCCCAGCCUUCCCUGCUGCUGAGCUGUCAUCACAGGAAACAGAGAGUGGAGAUAUCCGUCUUUGAUGCUGUGCUUAAAGGCGUAGCCCCUGACUACAAAUGCACAGAUCCUGGGAAGACUCUGCCAGAAGCCCUUGACUAUAACACUGUGUGGUUACAGACGGUGCCUGGAGAAACAGACUGUAAAAGUGGAAUUCCACCUUCCCUUGUCACGCUACAAAUUAAGGACUUCCUUAAUGGACCAGCUGACAUCAACUUAGAUGUAUCAAAGCCUUUGAAAGCAAACUUGAGUUUCACCAAACUGGAUCAGAUAAAUCACUUUUUAAAGAAGAUAAAAAAGACACACAGCUUUGCACAUGGCAAAGAGCCCUCCGCUCCAUCAGACACCGUCCUGAGCAAGGAUGAGCCUCCCAUCUCCAAAGGUUACCGAGGAAAGCCCUGUAAGCCCAAAGUUCACUCUGAUGGAGUGCAGAAGACGUCUCUUCAAGAAAACAUGUGGAGAGCCGUUUCCUGCUUUCAGAAAGUGUCUGUCCAUACUACCCAGAUUGUGGUCUCCAUGGAAACUGCCCCACAUCCUCACAAGCCGUGUGUGUUAGCGUCACUGUCAAACCUCGAUGCCUAAGUCUUGGAUCAUCACUCAUCCUCAGCAUAAGCGAUUUACUCCUUAAAACUAGCCUCAAAGAAAGAAGCCGGACUCUGAUAGGACCAUUCUCUACUACGGUCAGCCUGGAAGCUAAAUGGUGCAAACACAGUGGCAAUCCUGGCCCACAACAGUCCAUACCAAAAAUAGCCAUGGAUUUAAGAGGCGGUCUCCUGCAGAUCUUCUGGGGUCAAGAACAUUUGAAUUGCUUGGCCCUUCUGCAUGAGUUACUCAGUGGCUAUCUUAAGGAGGAGGGAAAGUUGGAAGUGCCAGCUCCUGAAUCAACACCCCAAAUGCCAUCUCCUGUGGAUAAGACUCAAGCUUUUAAGAGUGAGCAGAGUUCAGAUGACCUGCGGACAGGCGUCUUUCAGUACAUACAGGAUGCUGAGCCUCUGAAACUCCCUGGUACCUAUGAAGUCUUGUUCUGUAAUGAGACAGAGGAGAGCCCAGGCAUGAUGCUGUGGAGAUACCCAGAGCCUCGAGUGCUCAUCCUCGUGCGAAUAACUCCUGUACCUUUCAACACCACGGAGGACCCAGAUAUCAGCACAGCCGACCUGGGGGAUGUGCUGCAGGUCCCUUGUAGUUUGGAAUACUGGGAUGAACUCCAGAAGGUCUUUGUUGCAUUUCGAGAAUUCAGCCUGUCGGAAAGCAAAGUCUGUGAACUGCAGUUGCCGGAUGUCAAUCUUGUGAGUGACCAGAAGAAACUGGUGUCGUCAGAUCUGUGGAGAAUCGUCCUGAACAACAAUCAGAAUGCAGCAGACGACCAAAGCUCUGUAAGUGAGUCUGGUUCCCAAAGCACCUGCGAGCCACUGGUGACCCCCACGGCCCUGGCGGCUUGCACCCGAGUCGACUCCUGUUUCACCCCCUGGUUUGUCCCGUCCCUCGGCAUAUCCUUCCAGUGUGCUCACCUGGAGUUGCGUCUUUGUCAUCAUUUGGACCAGCUCGGCACAGCUUCACCACAGCACCUACAGCCCUUCGUUUCCGAUAAAAACGUGCCGUCUGAACUAGAGUACAUGGUUAUCUCCUUCAAAGAGCCAAACCUGUAUCUUCGCCAGUGGAACAGUGACUCUGUCUGCCAGGAGAUCCGGUUCUCAUCUAAGGUGGACUGCAAACUUCUGGAGUGCAGAAACGUCACAAUGCAAAGUGUGGUGAAUCCCUUCUGCGUCUCUGGACAGAUGUCACUCUCCAGCGACGGGGAGCAGAAGAUGCUGGAUGGCACGGUGAUCAUGGACUCUGUGCUCGUGAACUUUGGGCAGCAUGCCGUUCAUUCCCUAAACACCGCGAUCCAAGCUUGGCAGCAGAACAAAUGCCCUGAGGUGGAGGAGUUGGUCUUCAGCCACUUUGUGAUCUGUAAUGACACACAGGAGACACUGCGGUUUGGCCAGGUGGAUACUGAUGAAAAUAUUCUGCUGGCGAGUCUCCACAGCCACCAGUACAGCUGGCGCUCCCACAAAUCCCCACAGCUGUUACACAUCUGUAUUGAAGGCUGGGGCAACUGGCGCUGGUCAGAGCCCUUCAGUGUGGACCAUGCUGGGACAUUUAUUAGAACAAUUCAGUACAAGGGUCGAACAGCUUCACUCAUCAUCAAGGUCCGUCCACUCAGCGGAGUGCAGAAACAGAUUCUCAUCUGUGGAAGACAGGUCAUCUGUAGUUACUUGUCUCAGAGCAUAGAACUGAAAGUUGUUCAGCAUCACAUCGGCCAAGAUGGACAAGCCGUAGUCCGAGAACACUUUGAUUGCCUCACAGCCAAAACGAAAUUGCCUUCCUACAUUCUAGAAAACAGUGAACUGACAGAGUUGUGUGUGAAGGCCAAAGGAGAUGAAGACUGGUCACGAGACGUGUGCCUGGAACCCAAAGCCUCUGACUAUAGCACUGUCAUCCAGGUGCCUGCUUCAAACAGUUCCAUUAUUUACGUGUGGUGCACAGUUCUGACUUUGGAACCCAACUCUCAAGUUCAACAGCGAAUGGUCGUGUUCAGCCCUCUUUUUAUCAUGAGGAGUCAUCUCCCAGACCCCAUUAUCAUACACUUGGAGAAAAGAAGUCUGGGACUGAGGGAAACACAGAUUAUUCCAGGAAAAGGUCAGGAAAAUCCCCUGCAGAACGCAGAGCCCGACCUUGUACAUCACCUGACAUUUCAAGCACGGGAAGAGCAUGGCCCCUCAGACUGUGCACAACCCGGAGGCACAGUUAGUGAGAUGCUGGAUGAGUUCUAUGGACCAGAAAAGUUCCCGGAACCCAUCUGGCCCUACAGCAAGAAGGAUUCUGACAGGAAUGAGCAGCUGAGUCAGUGGGAUAGCCCAAUGCGAGUGAAGCUGUCACUCUGGAAACCAUAUGUCAGAACCCUGUUGAUAGAGCUGCUGCCCUGGGCCCUGCUCAUCAAUCAGUCCAGGUGGGACCUCUGGCUGUUUGAAGGGGAGAAGAUUGUUCUUCAGGUUCCUGCUGGCAAAAUCAUCAUCCCUCCUAAUUUCCAGGAAGCUUUUCAAAUAGGAAUUUACUGGGCAAAUACAAACACGGUGCACAAGUCAGUAGCAAUUAAACUGGUCCAUAACGUGAUGUCUCCUAAGUGGAAAGACAGCUCUAACGGUGAGGUUGUGACACUGGAUGAAGAGGCCUUGGUGGAUGCUGAGAUCAGACUCGGUGCCUUCCCAGGACAUCAGAAGCUGUGCCAAUUCUGCAUCUCCUCCAUGGUGCAGCACGGCAUACAGAUUAUUCAGAUUGAAGAUAAGACUACAGUAAUCAAUAACACACCGUAUCAAAUAUUCUAUAAGCCACAGUUGUCUGUCGCCAGCCCCUGCUCUGGAAAGGAGCAUUUCCAUGUCCCAGACGGUGCCACUUUCAGCAUUUGCCCAGGUGGAGAGCAUCCUGCUAUGAAAUCCAGCUCCCUGCCUUGCUGGGACUUCUUGCCUGAUGUGGGGCCAUCCGUGGACACAGCUGCUCUUCAAAAACAGAUCCUGCUGGGCUUUUCUCCUGCGCCAGGUGCCGACAGCUCUCAGUGCUGGAGCCUGCCAGCUGUUGUCAGACGAGAGUUUCCCAGACAGAGUGUAGCGGUGCCCUUUGGAACCUUGAGGGAAAAUGGAUUCUGCACCAGGGCUGUAGCACUGACGUAUCAGGAGCACUUUGGAGUCACCUAUUUAACCCUCUCAGAAGACCCAAGUCCUCGAGUCAUUUUCCACAACAGGUGCCCAGUAGCGAUGCUCGUCAAGGAGAAUAUGAGAGAAAUUCCCAAGUUUGAGGUUUAUUGCAAAAAGAUUCCUCCGGAGAGUUCAGUUCACCAUGAGCUGUACCACCAGAUUAUGGGUUACCCAGACUGCAAGACCAAAGACUUACUUCCCAGCCUGCUUUUGAGGAUAGAGACGGCGGGAGAGGGUUGUGUUCCUCACCGGCUUCGGAUACGUGUACGUGGACAUUGCCCAUCAGUGUGGCACGGUCAUCAUCACCGUAGCCCCAGAGGGAAAGGCAGGGCCCAUUUUAACCGGCAUCCACAGAGCCCCCGAGAAAACGGUUACUUUUAAGCUGUUCCUCACCCGCUUGAGCCUGGCCGUGUCUGACGACCUCACACACCACAAGACCUCGUCGGAGCUCCUAAGGCUCACGGCGGACAACAUCUUUCUCCACGUGUGUCCUGCGCCUGGUGUCCUCCCCGGGGAGGAGCCCCCCGCCGCCCUCCUCCAGCUUCUCAGUGUGGAGGUCCACGUUGGGGACCUGCAGCUGGACAACCAGCUCCACAACAAGUCCAACUUCCACUUUGCUGUGUUGGUGUGCCAGGGGGAGAGACCAGAACCCGUGCCGUUCUCCAGAGUGCAGAGUCUCCUGAUGUCCGGCAAGGACCUGGAGGAAUACAAGGGGAGCUGCUUCAUCAAGCUCUGCCUCACGGGCUCUGAGGGGACCGAGUGCGCUGGGUGGUGGGGUCUCUGGAAAUCCUCGGCAGCCCCGCCACCCUAGUGAGAAGCAUUGGAAAUGGGAUCUCCGACUUCUUCAGGCUUCCCUACGAGGGGCUGACGAGAGGCCCGGGGGCCUUCGUGAGUGGAGUCUCCCGAGGGACCACGUCAUUCGUGAAGCACAUUUCCAAAGGUACCUUGACGUCCAUCACCAACUUGGCCACCAGCCUGGCCCGAAAUAUGGACCGGCUCUCGCUGGAUGAGGAGCACUACAACCGGCAAGAGGAGUGGCGGCGACAGCUCCCCGAGAGCCUGGGCGAGGGACUGCGACAAGGCCUGUCCAGGCUGGGCAUCAGCCUGCUCGGUGCAAUUGCUGGUAUAAUUGAUCAGCCAAUGCAGAACUUCCAGAAAACAUCUGAGACCCAGGCUUCAGCAGGACAUAAGGCCAAGGGUGUCAUCUCGGGCGUGGGGAAAGGAAUCAUGGGGGUAUUCACCAAACCCAUUGGGGGAGCAGCAGAGCUUGUGUCACAGACUGGCUAUGGUAUUUUACAUGGAGCUGGACUUUCCCAGCUUCCCAAACAACGGUACCAACCAAGGGAUCUACAUGCUGACCAAGCUCCAAACAGCCACGUCAAAUAUGUCUGGAAAAUGCUUCAGUCUCUGGGUAGACCAGAAGUCCACAUGGCCCUGGAUGUAGUUCUGGUGAGAGGCUCAGGCCAGGAGCAUGAAGGAUGCUUGCUGUUGACCUCAGAAGUGCUCUUUGUCGUAAGCAUCAGUGAAGACACACAGCAACAGGCCUUCCCUAUCACAGAGAUCGACUGUGCACAGGACACCAAGCAAAACAACCUGCUCACUGUGCAGCUCAAGCAACCACGAGUAGCCUGUGACGUGGAGAUGGAUGGUGCCCGGGAGAGACUGUCGGAGCAACAGUUUAACAGGCUCGUGGACUACAUUGCAAAAACAUCUUGUCACCUGGCCCCAAGCUGCAAUCCCAUGCAGACAGCGUGUUCUGUGGUGGCUGUGGAGCCCCCGCCGGCCACUGUUAAAACCUACCGUUACUUAGUUGACCCACCUUUCGCUCAGGUCUUCAUUAGCAAGUUCACCAUGGUAAAGAACAAAGCCCUGAGGAAAGGGUUCCCCUGAGUCCCCUUUAGAGCAGGCGCCUGACAGAGUUCCAGCAUCCAACACGGAC
Messenger RNA from Cricetulus griseus (Chinese hamster), 5722 nucleotides. The record is from RefSeq and is a predicted model, not a curated record. NCBI's taxonomy places the organism in Eukaryota, Metazoa, Chordata, Mammalia, Rodentia, Cricetidae.